ACCGCAAUAAAAACUUAGUGUUUUCAAUUCGUUUGACAUUGACACUGACAAGUAAUAGGGUAGAAUUGUUUAUGGGCAUGGACGCUAUAUUUCAUUUUUAUUAUAAGCAACACAAUAGUUAAAUAAAUUUGCUGAAGAAUUAUAAAAGAAAUCCAAAUCUGUUUAAUCCCAUCUCGUGAUCUCCCGAUUUAAGGAGACUUAGGUUAAAAUGUCACGAAGGAAUUGUAAAAUUAGGGCAUUGUCGGAUUCAGGGGUAGGGUGGGGACUUAUAGAUCCGUUGCCAAGCAACAUACACUAAUAAAGUACUUCAACGCAAGAAACCGAAAGCAAAUUAUUAAAGUUUUGUAAUGGCUGAUGAGUUGCAAAAAGCACAUUUAUAUUAUGACGACAUCAAUAAGAUAAGGAUAUUAGAGCAAGAUGUUCUUAAGGAUACUGAAGAUCUGCGGGAUACAUGUAAAGAAUAUGAAACCAAGGUGAAGGAUUUUGGAAAGAUAAUAAGUACAUUGUUAGAGACGCUUAAAGAGUUGGGAGAGAACGUCGAGAAACAGAAAAUGGCAGCUAUAGGAAGUAUGAAUCUCUUGAAGUCUAUAACAAAGCAAAGAGAAAACGAUCAAGCUAAAUUACAGAACGAGAUAAGUGAAAGAUCCAUGCUACUAGAACAGCUGGAUGCAGAAUAUGAUUCUUUGCAAAUAUUAGAAGCAAGUCAAAUGGAAACCAUAGAAUAUUUGACAGCACUACGAUAGUUCCUUGGUAUGAUAAUUACCAUCGGCAUUUCUAGAACUUACCAGUUAGAUUAAAAAUCGAAUGCACUAAAAGUUGUUCCUCUAUGAUACGAUAAAUUCAUUUAAAGAAAACCAUUUAAGUGAGUACAAAUGUAAUUUUCAUUUAAACACACCAAAUAAAAACAGUUCUAUAAUGAAACCAGUUUUGCAGACAACCGAACCUAGACUGGUCUAUUUUUAUUUAAGAACAUAACAUAAACAUUUAAGUCUAACCAUGAUUUUCUUUAUUUUUACCAGAAGUUGACUAUAAAUUGGAGAAAUACAAUUUUACAAACCUGUGAUUACAAAAAUAUAACUACA
Messenger RNA from Papilio machaon (common yellow swallowtail), 1082 nucleotides. RefSeq names its product intraflagellar transport protein 20 homolog (gene IFT20). The transcript has 3 exons. The record is from RefSeq and is a predicted model, not a curated record. Gene Ontology annotation, cellular component: Golgi apparatus; cilium; centrosome. Lineage: Eukaryota; Metazoa; Arthropoda; Insecta; Lepidoptera; Papilionidae. Bases 348 to 743 code for a protein of 131 amino acids. Gene Ontology annotation, biological process: protein localization to cilium; intraciliary transport; centrosome localization.